GGCAGCUUAUAAAUUCAUUUGUAUACUGUGAAUAAAACUAUUUCGUCAAUUUAAUUAUGUGUGUUGCUUAUUUUAUUAGUCUUUUUGUUGUUGUUGUUGUUGUUAAUAUUUUUGGCUAAGUAGCCUAUUUAUUACCAGUAUUUUGAUUGACCUAAUUCGCAAAGACAGUGCUAAACUUUAAUUCACCUUAACUAUAAUUUAUUACUAUCAUUUUUAAAUCUUCAAAUAAUCAGUACGAUUAAUACGACUGUCUUCAUGGGCUUUUAUUCAGACAUUUCCCUAAAAUCUGAUAUAGCAUUAACUAAAAAAAAAAAAAAAAAAAAAAAAAAUCACAAUGAUUUGGGAUGAAAGCUUGAUGGAGCACUUGAAUUAAGCAGUUCUGCAAGGGGAGGAGCUUGCCCGUGAACCCAAGUCUCUACUGAGCUCUCAGCAGAAGGAAAGUACAUGCGCCAUACUGUUUGAAAAUCCAAUAGUAAGGACACUGUUGCCUUGGCCCAAAAUAUGCUCCAGCAAUGUCAUUCUCCGACAAAUUCUCUGCGGUGAUUGUCACACUGUCUGAAGGGAAAUCUUUCGAUAGCCCAAGUCUAAAGGAUACUUUGCGUUGGGGCGAACGGAGGCUUACGUCCUAUCCUGGACUUCCAAGUCCAAAAUAGCGGGACCACCCCAGCGUAUUCGAACGCGCUCCAGACAGUAAAACAGAUUCAGAAAUUCCCCGGUAAGCCAUGGCUCUGCCGCGUCACCAGUUUCUCCAUGGAGCUGUGAACUGGGAUGGAGCGCACUUGAGUCCUGUCCAGAUUUCUCAUGUCAGCACGUGCCCCAUCAGCGCUUCAGGUCGAAAAGAGGACCCCUUCUAUUUUUCUCUGGACCCAACAGGGCAAGCCAGACAGCCUCUCGACAUCUCCGCCUUCAGCAGAUUCAUGACAGAUAUGGGCACUCUGAACGGCACUGACAACCAUCGUCCAGAACCGUCUUUUUACUCCGGACACAAACUCCUAUCACUCAAUACCGACACGGAUCCAGAGAGUCCGUCGCACUCUUCCCACUCAGACUGCCAACAGUUGCACAGUCUGUCUUUCUCCGCGCCUUCCUGUUCAGAAACUGACAAUAAGACCUAUACGCAUUAUUUAACGAUGGAAAGCACUAAAUACCCAAGCCAGUGGAGUGAAAGCAGAACUAACGGGAGCAUCAUCACCACACUGAGCAUCAGUCAGAGAAGUAGAGACGACACAGAGCCAAAUAAUCUCCAGACAGACUUUACCGGGAGCGAUAAAACUCACAGAAAGGGAACGCAAGACGUGACUUUAGAAAACGCUGCAAAUGGCUGGCUGUCGGCGAAAGCGGGAAGGAAGAAGCGAUGUCCUUACAGCAAACACCAAAUCUUAGAGCUGGAAAAAGAGUUCCUAUUCAACAUGUACCUGACUCGCGAGCGCCGCCUGGAGAUUAGCCGGAGCAUACAUCUCACCGACCGCCAGGUUAAGAUUUGGUUUCAGAAUCGCAGGAUGAAGUUGAAAAAAAUGACUCGAGAGCUCCAGACAAGGGACCCUGGCACAAGUUUCACUGUCUAGUUUGCUAUGCAAGACGGUUAAAAUACCGAACUCAGCGCACAUUUCAUUGCAGCUAUCACCCGGUGCAAGUGGAUAGAUGCAACUGCUGCUUCUGAUGGAUUAACGGGAGGAAACGAUCAGUCAAAUCUUACUACGGUGUUUAACAAUAUGUGUUCUAUAAGGCACAUGUUAGGGAGAUAAAUUUAAUCCCUUGUAUGAGGAUGAACAAAAAAUUGUAACGAAAUAAGAAGACACGUUUUUGGCUAUUCGAUGUAAGCUUGUCGCAUUCACACAAGGCCCAUGGACAAUGUUUACUGAUGUCGUUUAAGUUCUGGUCAACUUUUCAGCGACCUAAUAUUUUGUAAUUUUCGAUCUUUGAACAAUGUUUUCCCAUUAGCCUACGAGGACGAUUUUUGUUACAGGUUAUGUUACAGCGGUUGUUUUGGGGAGCAUAGCAGGCUAUUUAUAUGUUAACUAGGCCUGUGUGCGGACACUCCCGAAUAAAAAAAAAUCAUAAAAGGGAAUCCAUAAUCAGAGGAGCAGUUACAUAAAGCACAGGUACUUUUGUUUUGUUUUAAAUGUUGUUUUUUGUCUUGUCGUUAUGUAGGCUGGAGUGAAAAGGCACAGUUUUUUUUCUUCUGCUGAAGCAUGGUUGAAUGUAUACCUUAAACUGUGAUAUUUAAAAGUUUCUGUUUUGAAAAAAACUGCAUUUUUAAAUAAAAGAUUGCACUUCGUGACCAUAAAACGUUUAUUCAGUAGAAAGCACGGUGGUCACUUUGAAAAUGACCUUAUCGGCAGUGUUCUAAUUUAGAAGGCCUAUUGUGACAAGGCGUUUUGAAAAAUAAAUAGACCUAUAAUGUUUCAAAACUGAAUUUAUAAUAAGCUUUAAAUUUUAAAUUGGGCCUACUUAUUUUUUUUAUUUUUUGUUUCAAUACAAUUCAAGAAUUCAAUCCAUGACAACCUAUAGCUAGGAGACGAAGAACAUGGCAUUAUUUAGUCUUAAAGCUUUCUUUAGUCUUACAAUUAAAGGGGAAGGCAUUUGGUAUUUGUAGCAAUUCCAAAACUUGAAUUGCGGUUUUGAGUUGAUUGUGAAACUUUAUUAAUAGAUGUAUGAACAGAUUUUGUAUACUUGAUUUUGGUUGUAGAAUAAAUUGUGUUAAAAAAUA
This is a messenger RNA of Cyprinus carpio (common carp), 2710 nucleotides long. It is a transcript of the gene hoxb10a, whose product is annotated as homeobox B10a. The record is from RefSeq and is a predicted model, not a curated record. Gene Ontology annotation, molecular function: RNA polymerase II cis-regulatory region sequence-specific DNA binding; DNA-binding transcription factor activity, RNA polymerase II-specific. NCBI's taxonomy places the organism in Eukaryota, Metazoa, Chordata, Actinopteri, Cypriniformes, Cyprinidae. Gene Ontology annotation, biological process: regulation of transcription by RNA polymerase II. Gene Ontology annotation, cellular component: nucleus.